CGUCUCUUCUCCCACAUCUGCUCAAACGCAUCGGCCAGAUCCCAGGCGCCAAUCUCCUCCGCGUCUUGGAACUUGAGGAACUCGUUGCCGCCGUGGCCGGUCAUGUAGACUAGAAUGUUGGAGCGGUCGUCGGUGAGGAGACGUUUGGACCGGGGCAUCUCCUCGCCUACGCGGUCGGUGAGAAGGCGGAUGAAGUUCUCGACUGUGACCUCGUAGCCGCGGUAGUCGACCUCGAUGUUGACGGCCCAGUUGGAGGUGUGCUCGGCGAGGGAGGGGCCGGCCAGGAGGAAGGCGGGGAGGAGGAGGGAGGAGAGCUUCAUCUUGGUGGUGUUGAUGAUGUUGGUGGGUAGGUCGUGGUGUUGUGGCAAAUGAGUGGACGAUGGUCGGGAUUCUUGAGUUGGGACGAGUCUCAGGCGGAUGGAAACAUUGACGCCCGAAACAAAAUCACCUGUUCUGGUGAUAUCCGUAUCUGGUGGUUGUGGUUAUUUUCUUCUGUCGACGUUCAACGCCAUGCCAUCAGUCAGUCAGCCAAGCCAGGGGGACGUUAGCAUUGGAGCCGACACACGUCGCGGUCGUUUCAUAGUGCCAAGGCCAAUCUAACAGAUGGCCAAGCAUUACAUAAGCCAUUCCUUUCUCUUUCACAGAUCUUAAACCGGGGACGGAGAUUUCUCUCUGGCUCUGGGGCGGGAACACCUGUGAAACACGAGCCCAGCCCCACAAGCCUUUGUGCCCACGGUGUCUUAGCGCAACAGCGGUGCUAGGAUUUGCCGAACGCCGAACUUGGGAACAGGGGUGGUUUUACCAUAGCUCCAGGCCCAGAGCGGCCGGCCUCGUUUUUUGCUGCCCCAGAAGUCAGCAGGAAGAGAAGAAAAAAAAAAGGCGAGGCCAUUGAUCACACGUCCCGAUCUUUGUGGGGAAGAGGUCGGAGCAUGUGACGACGUGAGGACACUUUUCCGGCAGCCCAAGCAGCAACCAGACCGCGGGGCAACAAUUGGAGAACUGGCCCCCAGUGCCCCGUACCAACAGCAGCACCUUUGACUGACAUUGACACCAAGCACAACCUGAGCCCUUCACCUGAGCAGGUGCAUACAUCUCAUAACUACCUAGCAUUGCUUCGCAUCGCAUCACAGCACCCACGCCAUUACCUACUGCUAUUCGUAACCAAAAUCAACCUGGAAGCCGCGCCAUCAGUUAGCUGCCCUGCACGGCGGUUGGCUCGAGGAACAGGCUGCAUCACCCAGCAUCAGCCAUCCGCGCCCCCCCCCACAGUCCAGUCCACACACAUAGCCCGGCCAUCGCAUCGACACCCCAGCGACAAACAAACCGGCCCGCGAACCAAAACCUACAACUACAAGCCUCUCCCUCUUUCCAGCUCCGUCUCCUCUCCAACUCCCCUCCAAACACCUUAGCAGAUCAGCCAGACUUCUAUUUAACCAACAACGGCUCGACACAAGCCCCCCCUCUUUAGCCCAUACACUAUCCUGCGGCAGUUGUCGAUCUAGUAACUUUAUCCCCGCUUUCCCCACGGUUGCUCGACCCAGGAUCCCGUCUCCAACCCCACAUCGUGACGUUCUUAGUCGGCGAGAAUCUCCACGGCCUCUCCGGUGGUAGUACUCAUAAGGGUCUAUUCUGGUGGACACUUGUCCAACGGCUUUCCACACUUUCACCUGCAGCAAACAGUCAAAACAGCAAUUUAUCAUCAUGGGGCGCCCACCGGCGUACCUGUUCGUGGUGAGACACGGGUACCGGCUAGAUGCUGCCGACAAGCAGUGGCAUCUCUCAUCGCCGGCUCCUUACGACCCACCUCUCACUUACAGCGGUUGGCAGCAAUGCAAGAAUCUGGGUAGCCGAAUUGCCUCGAUUCUUCAGGAAAGAGUAAAGGAAGACGAGCUUGAGGCGAGGAUGAAUCCAGAUCCAAACAGGAAGCGAAAACGGUACAAGGUGGUCUUGCACAGUUCGCCGUUUCUUCGAUGCAUCCAGACUUCAAUCGCUAUUGGCGCGGGACUGGCACAGGACUCGACCCCCUUUGGACCUCCCGAUCUGGACUCGCGGCCGCCCACUCCCCCUCCCGCACUCGAGGGACGACCACGGCCACCAAAUAUCAUUACUGACCCGCCACAGAAACCUGUCAAAAUUCGAAAGUCUGUUUUACGACUGGACGCAUUCCUUGGAGAAUGGCUUUCGCCCACCUACUUCGAACUCAUCACCCCACCCCCCGAGUCUGUUAUGAUGCUUGCUUCUGCCAAGUCAGAGCUCCUUAGACGGGAAGAUUAUAGUCACUACCCACCCUUCAGUGGCCAUCACCAUUCCAAUUCCCAAGGUCACCUCUGGAGUCCGACAGGUCGACCAAGCCCGGCUUCACCACCUAGUGACGGAGGAUAUGAUAGCCUUGGGAGUAUGGUUACCCUGAAUAACGCUUUGCCUAGGAGUCCCAGCAUCGGCAGCCAGAGUAGCAUAACGAGCAGCCUGAGCACGAGACCCUCUACUCCUAAAAUCGAGCUCGGCGUCCACGGAUACGUGUCGCCGGUGCCACACUACGCUGUUAGCAACAACAACACGAUCCCACCAGGCUAUGUGGCUCAUGCCAAGGAUGCGUGUGUAAAGGUCGACUACCAAUGGGACUCCAGAGGACCCCCUCUGGACUGGGGUGAUGGUGGAAACUUCCCAGAGGAGUGGGCCAGCAUGCACAAGAGGUUCCGCAGUGGCGUCCAGAAGCUGGUUAACUGGUAUACGACGGCGGAACAUCCCACCGAUAUGGUGACGAAGUUUGCUUUUCAGCCUGUUAGGAGAGGAUCGGAUGGCACCGACUCUGAAGAUGAUGUCGAGACGGAGGCGGUUGUCAUCAUGGUGUCUCAUGGUGCUGGCUGCAAUGCUUUGAUCGGGGCGAUUACUCAUCAGCCUGUGCUCAUGGACGUCGGCAUGGCCUCCUUGACCAUGGCUGUACGGAAACCCGUGGUUCAUGAUGUGGACACUACCAACGCCAACGACCUGCCGCCUGUACAUCAGUUGUAUGACCUCAAGUUGUUUGCGAACAGUGAUCACAUUAGAUCGCCGCCUACAACACCCAACCCUUCCCGAUCUCCCUCAGUCUCGGUGGCCAGUGUUUUGAACGGUCCUCGAGGGCGGCACAUGUCGUUUUCUUCAACUUUGAGCAACUUUUCCUGGAACGACAACAACAACUCCCGUGGGUCGUCGGCAAAUAUGGCUCUGAAUGGGCUUAGAAGGACCACUUCGAACACAUACAGCAGCACACCAACAACUGGCAGCAAGCUCUCUUAUGGUAUCAACAGCGGAGGAGGCAUUACUGUUGGGAGUGGCGUCACUUCUUUCACGGCAAACAAGGGGUCGACCUUUGGGCAUAGGCCGUCGAUCGGUCUCUGGUCUCCAAUCUCUUCUCAGCCGGAAGAGGACGAAGAUGACGAUUUCUUGUUGCCCAACUUUGGCGAUGCGGACCGGAAGCCAGCUUCGUCCGAGACGCCAGAGCAGGUGGAUGGUGCAGCAACCCCUACCCCUGUUCCUGGCACUACCAACAACCUGGAUUCGUUCAACCUCUCUGUUAGUCCUAGAGGGACUACCGAAAGGAUCCCCACCCCAUCAUUUUCUCCCGUCACGACUCCCAAGGCGGAAUCGUCGGAGCAGCUCGGGGAUGGGCCUGGCGGGCUGUGGGGUGGCAACGGACCCAGGCCCCCUGAGGAUGCAGAUCGGUUGAGAGAUACCAGCUGUACAAAGAGACGAUGGACUGUCACUGAGCGGAGUUGACGACUCGGGAGAAUAUUGGAAACACCCCUGCAAUGAGCACGAGUUUGUUUGUAUCAUUUCCCUUUUGUUGCUGUUUUUUAUCAUAGCGUUGUUCAAAAAUUGUCUGGUGGAACUUGAGAUGAGAGAGCGUUGUAUUUUCUUCUUGGACUAUUCACUUCGUUGAUACCUGGCUGUGAGCUAUUUUGAGGACUACUGACUUGUUUGACUUAUCUGUACUUUUAACUUGGAUAGGAUGGUGAGAAGGGGUACAUGAAAAGGAGGAGGGAGCGGGGGAGAGGGAUGAUUGCAUGGUGAUGGGAUUGGAUAGCGAAAAAGUUUGUUUGGGAUUUUGCUUGGGGUUGAAUAGGUACCUAGUUUAUGAUGGUAGCAAUAUGGAUGUAGUAAUUAUUUGCCCUUGUCUCCGCUUGUGCUGGUGGGGGGUUUGUGAGUGAGUGUGGUGAACUAUCGUCCGAUGUUCUGGGUGUAUCUAGCCGGAUUGAUCUAGG
Podospora bellae-mahoneyi is the source of this 4244-nucleotide messenger RNA. RefSeq lists its product as uncharacterized. Lineage: Eukaryota; Fungi; Ascomycota; Sordariomycetes; Sordariales; Podosporaceae. The record is from RefSeq and is a predicted model, not a curated record.